Messenger RNA from Alosa alosa (allis shad), 4470 nucleotides. RefSeq names its product major facilitator superfamily domain-containing protein 8-like. The record is from RefSeq and is a predicted model, not a curated record. The coding region runs from base 1863 to 3320 and encodes 485 amino acids. Gene Ontology annotation, molecular function: transmembrane transporter activity. Gene Ontology annotation, biological process: transmembrane transport. The transcript is spliced from 13 exons. Lineage: Eukaryota; Metazoa; Chordata; Actinopteri; Clupeiformes; Clupeidae.
UUAAGCAUUCAGAAAAAACUGUAAAUGUUACCUAUUCCCAGGUAUGAUUACGUACCUUGGAUUUAUUUUAAAUGAUGUAAAAACGGCAAACCUUCGUUACGUUAAAAGGAUAUUGAUGACAAAGGCUGCACUUUUAAGAUUGACCAUGGUUUAGUUUUCGGUUCAAAUGGCUUUUUGAAUGGGUUCGCCACGGGCAGUUGGUUGUAGUUUUACGGUCCCUUAAUCACUCAAGUUUAUCACUGUUGGCUUGUGCCCAUUCGUAGCGAGCCCAUUUAAGAAUAGCGUAGAAAUCCAGACGCACCCUAGCGGCAGCAAAUGUAGUUCUAAUUCGGCUAAUUCAAGAAGUCGUUUGACCAGAAAACUAAACCAUCGUCAAUCUUAAGUGCAGCCUUUGUCAAUAUCCUUGUAACCUAACGUUUGCCUCGAGUAUUUACACAAAUGCAUUUGUACACAAGGCACACAAGGCGAGGGUUUUGCUUUAACGUCACACACGACUAGUAGCUUCUAGUGCUAGGCUAAGUCCACUAGUUGAGUAAGGCCACUUGCUAACGUUAACAUUCAUUUUCAAAUUAAACCAAAAGACUCGACUAGUUCUACUGUUCUAGAGUCUUGUAGUUUAACUUGAAGAUGGAAGCUAAUCUAACCAUAGACAGUAAAAUAAAUAUAACCAGGUAUCGAUACUUGGCAAACUUUAUUCUUACCUUAACGUUCAGUGGACUCAAUCAUAAACCCAGCCUCUGGAAAUGCGGUGGUCUUCUGCUCUUUUCAACAGAUGCGUGCCAGUUGGCGGGAGUACGAAACAGCGUAAAUGAAACAAGCUUUUUGUUUGUUGAGUGUUUGUACUUGAGAAGAUCGACUGGGAUAACUUAAUAAUGUAUGUAAAUGAAAAAACACACAAUUUUAUUGUAAUUUGAACAAAUGCAGAUUAAUUUCAAACAAUACAUUUUCAUGUAAAGAUACAAACUGAUUUUUUUAUUGUUAAUUUCACAGAUUUAAUUUAUGUUAUAUCUACACAUGCUCAGAAACACUUUUUCACUGUAAUAAGAAAAAGAAGAAGACUUCGGAUAACAGAACAGUGCAUUUUCAUGCACUGUAAUGAAAAAGAACUCAACGUAGGCUACUUGACAAAAGCAAUUGCUUUCCACUUGCUUUGACCACGGGCAUUAAUUAGGCUAGCCUACUCAGUGUGAUCUAAAGGUCUAAUUAGUAGACUAUGGCAUUACUGAUCUUUUUUUGCAUUUGAAAGCUCACUACAGUUUUACAAAUGGGAAAAGUGCUACCAUUUACAUAACAUUAGGCUACUGUCUUCUGUGUUUUUACUAUGCCCUGUAUUUGGUUGCCCAGCAAAAGUUAGAAGCAUGUCAGCAGACAGAAUUGAAUUAACUGAGCAGGGGAAUGUGACAGUGCGUGCGGCGCACGGUCGAAUGACGAGACUGUAAUAAGAGUCACAGGACGCGCUGGUCAUCAGAUAUUUCCUCCCACUUAUCGGAAUAGUUAACGAUGGAGAAAAUUAUUUUCCAUGAGAACCUUUCAUUAGGCUAUGUAAACUGAAAUCUCAGCCCAACUAAGCAACGUGAACACCGGAAGUGAUCCACUGGUGUAAACUACGGGAUUUGGAUUUGAGUGAUAGCAGAGCCCGUCUACGGACAUUCUCUGGUGAUAGCAACGCGCCUACCUCUGGCAAAGUCGCCGAGUGGACAGUCGACACACAGGCAGUUUCGACCAAUGACUUGGUUUUCGGUCUGCAGUUUUCAGAUGGCUACCGCGACAUGAUGGGGUUUAACCAGAAAAGGAUGGGAUGAUACAUUUUUAAAAACAACGCAGCGGGAGGUUUUGUUUUUCGUCUCUCAGAUAAUAACAAGAUGGACUAUCGACGAAAGAAGAAACUCACAUAUUUUACAAUAGGAUUAAUCUUCCUUUUCAGUGGAAUUGAAUACGCGGUGAUCUUGCCCACCAUAUGGAGGUACCUGCAGACUCUGGGCGCAGCUCCCUACUUCCUGGGUCUCGGCCUGUCCGCCUUCAGCCUCAGCGGCCUUCUCUCCGGACCGCUCUUUGGCCUGUGGUCCGACCGCACGCGCACCACCAAGAAGAUCAUUCUCAUUGCCAACCUCUUUGAGAUUGUUGGCAACUUCAUGUACUUCAUGGGUUAUUCCAAAUGGCUGUUGCUGGCUAGUCGACUGACCGCAGGCAUUGGCACUGGUGCCGGCUCGUCUAUCUUCGGCUUCCUGACGCGCAGCACGGCUCCAGAGGACCGGUCCACCGUGUUCGCCGCAGUCAUGGCCUGCCGGCAGGCUGGGCUGCUCAUCGGUCCAGCCUUCAACCUCUUCCUGCGGCUCUUUGACUUCCAGCUGGGUCCGUUUGUGGUCAAUAAGUACACUUCACCAGGGCUCUUCAUGUGCUUCAUGUGGAUCCUGCUCCAAGUGGCCGUGAUGCUGAUGUACUGGGACAUCCCACCGCAGGAGGAGUCCAGCCCCAGGGAGGCGAGGGCCGUGGUGGUGGAGGGGGGCGAGGAGGAGAGCGAGGGCGAGGAGGGGAAGCCGCUGGUGGCCCACGAAUCUCUGGGCUCCUACGGAACCGUGCCCACAGAGCACAUCACACCGGUGGCCAACGGAACGGUUCCUCACGGCCCGCGGCCGGACUCACCUGAACUGGAACCAGAGCCGGCCGGUGGCAGCCCACUGAAGGCCCUGAGCGCCAGCAGAGAGUUCCUGAAGGAGGAGGUGGUGGUGUUGCUGACCGCUCAGUUCAUCACACUGUUCAAUCAGACUGCGCUUGAGACGAUGGUGACUCCGUUGACCCAGAAGUACUUUAACUUUGGCGAGCUGGAGAACAGCAUCAUGUACUGCGUGUGCGGCGUGGAGGUCAUCCUGGGCUUCUUCUUCGUCCGCUGGCUCAGCAAGAGGGCGGAGGAACGGGUGGUGCUGGCCGUGGGGCUCAUCAUCUGCAACAUCUCCUGCGUCUGGUGCCUCAUCUUCCUGGCCAACCCAGCAGGAAGCCUCCCCUGGCAGCUGGCGGAGUUCAUAGUUGGAGUGUUCCUGCAGGUGCUUGGGCUUCCCUUCGUGGCUGUGGCCCAGGUCUCCCUCUUCUCUAAGGUCACUGCUGAGAAGACACAAGGGUUCAGCCAGGGGGUGCGGCGCUCUGUGGGAGGCCUGGCCACCAUCCUGGGCCCUCUUUGGGCAGGAGGGCUGACCAACAACUUGUACGUGAUGCUGGGCGUGAUGAUGGCCCUGCUGGUCUUGCUCACAAUCAUGAUGUUUAUCUCCUAUGAGAAGCUGGUGGAGCCCCCUGUUGUUGAGCACGCAGACAGCUACGAGGACUGAGCCACUUGCAGAGAACACAGGAAGUGAGUUGAGAACACAGGAAGUUGUGAGUCUGAGGUCUGUCUGGCUAUAUGGCCAGCAUGUGACGGGCUUCAUGGGAUGUGUUCUGGUAUGUUGACCCAAUUGGACCUCUCACACCUCAUCACCUGUACCUUACAGAGUCAUCCCAGAGGACUUGGCCCCAUACACACACACACACACACACAGGUCCAGAACACACUGACCCCAUGGCUGGGUCUCUGUUAUGUUUCCUGUGGAAAUAAAUUGGGGUGGCGAGCCAACAAAAGAAAACUCCCAAAGUGUGCCGUCAGUAGAAGCUGGGAGACAGUUAUUCAGGCAUUGAUGUUAGCUGGUCACUGAAUGUAAUGAUCUAUGGAUCCAGGGAAAUGCAACAGUCCUUGAGUGGCUGUUUUAAACAUGCAGUACCCCUUGUGGACACAAGAGGGUGCUGACGUCCUUCGUAGAGGCUGUAGGUGACCACCUUUUCUGACCUUUUCUCUGCUGUCUGCCGCUGCUCAUCACCUGUCUUCCUGUGUUUCAUCAAAGACUGCUGGCUGCUGGCUCUGUUUUGUUUUGUUUAAUUGUUUUAACUCACUGCUUAUUAUUUCAAUGUGUCAAAAUAACAGAUUUGACUAUAUAGUUAUAGUUGAAUUGGGAAAUAUUCUGAGUAAGCAAUUUCUGUUGCUUGUUUUUAACAAUACUGGAAUUACAUUUUUUGCUUAAGAGCUUAACCAAUUGUUAAAUGUUUUGGAAUAUUUAUUUAUUUAUUUAAAACUCAGUGAGCAACUUAGCAACUGUACAAUAGUCAGUGAAAAAUGUUGUUUGUUCUAAAAAGCAAUAUAUUAAAAACAUAUGAAAACAUGUUCUUAUCUUAUAAAAUGAAGCACACAUUAUUAGUGAUCCUCCAAUUCUCAUUUUUAUCUGCACUCACAAACAAGGUCAUUAUUUUCUUGAUGCAUUCUCUCUAAUAUAUUAUAUUUUAUUUGAAAAAGACAAAACAUUUUUGUUGAGGUGGAUUUAAAGUGUGAAACAUUUAUAAACUUUGAUUCACUAUACAGUAGGUGUAAAAAUGCUUCACUAGAGGUUUUUAUGCUGCUGGUUAGCCUUGAAGCUUUGGAGCUUAGAAAGAAUCCUGCACACUGACCAUUCC